Cyphellophora europaea CBS 101466 is the source of this 618-nucleotide messenger RNA. RefSeq lists its product as uncharacterized. The coding region runs from base 1 to 618 and encodes 205 amino acids. The record is from RefSeq and is a predicted model, not a curated record. Gene Ontology annotation, molecular function: GDP binding; GTP binding; GTPase activity. Lineage: Eukaryota; Fungi; Ascomycota; Eurotiomycetes; Chaetothyriales; Cyphellophoraceae. Gene Ontology annotation, cellular component: plasma membrane. The transcript has a single exon. Gene Ontology annotation, biological process: signal transduction.
AUGCUGUUCGAGCCUCCUUUUAAUCAUUCGGGGCAGUACCUCUUUGGCACUUUUCAAGAUGACUAUGAUGGUACGAUUGAGGACUCAUACAAGGCACCCACACGAGUGGAAUCAGAGGUUGUCUGGCUGGAGUUGCUCGAUACCGGAGGCGAUGCCAGUCUCGAGCACUUGCGCACUCAGUGGUGUCGAGCGGGGGCCGCUUUCAUCAUUGUCUUCAGUUGCGCCUCGCGGGAUUCUUUCAACAGUGUACGCUUGUUUGGACAAGAGAUUGCAAAGCAUCACCGACCGGGUUAUCCGUUAGCCCUUGUGGCAACCAAAACCGACCUGAGGCACGAAGUAUCCUGUCAGGAAGGCCAGGAGAUGGCCAAGAAGCUAGGAGCUGAGUACUUCCAGGUCUCGGGAAAGAAUACAGAGGAGGCCAAGGGACCAUUUGCAUACAUUGCUCGCCAUUUCGUGGGCUUGAGCACGGGCACGACUGAUGCAUCGAAACCGACAAGUGAAGGCUCCGAUAGACUGGAUCUCACCACAAGGAGAUGGACAUGGUCAGCGAUGCAGAGAGGCAUGAUUGCUUUGGUGGAGUCAGCCAUUGGCCCAUGCAUAGGCUGGAGCCGGAGAUAG